UGGGACCGUGCUCGAAGUCACGGUCGAGCUCGGUCGAGCGCGGUCUCGGUGCGUCCGCGAGGUCACCCCCGGAAGGUCGGUCGAUCCCUCCAUGGGUCAAGGGUGCGUCGUUUGGCGACAGUGGCAGGAUUUCUCCAUCGGUUUUUGGCCCCGACCAAGAGGACACUUCGCGGCCCUGAACUUGGAUCGACUUCUAGAGACAUUUUGAGGGGCGGAAGUUCGUUGAGAGGACUUCUUUACGUUCGAUAAGGGAAUCGUAUUUUUCGUAUUUGGAUGCACUUUGUUUCUUGGGGAGAUGCGCAUAGGUGGUGAAAGCCGCUUCUCUUUCGAAGCCAUGCUAUUGGUACCUUUUCUUUCUUCGUCUACCCCUGGCCCUCUUCGUCUUCCCGAGCGUGAAUGACAACGAGGACGAGACCCGGGAAUCACCUCAGUCGCGUUAGAAUUCUUCGAGGUUGAAGUGGAACUGCGCGUUUUUCGGGACCUCCGGACGUGGAAGCGAUUAGCCGAGCUAGUUGACAAAGUGCCUGAGCCAUGGGGAUCGAAAGCGUCCUGACGAGCAUGGUAGGCACCACUUCCGGAAGCCUAUCGUGGUUCUUUCCGGUCUUGGCUGCCGCGAUCGCGUACUUUCAGUACGAGAUCAUGGACCCGGAAUCCCGACCCAUAGACGUGCCCCCGGAAUUGCUCCUCCCGGCCUAUGACUUCAUCGUCGUGGGAGCCGGAUCGGCAGGAGCCGUAGUGGCGAGUCGACUGUCGGAGAUCGAGGACUGGAACGUGCUCCUCCUCGAAGCUGGAGGAGACGAGACGGAGAUUUCGGACGUGCCGUUAUUGGCCGGGUAUCUGCAGCUCAGCAAGCUGGACUGGAAGUACAAGACCGAGCCCCAGGGAGACGCGUGUCUAGCCAUGGAGAACGGUCGCUGCAAUUGGCCUCGAGGAAAGGUGAUAGGCGGCAGCAGCGUGCUGAACUACAUGCUGUACCUUCGGGGGAACAAGAAGGACUACGACACCUGGGAACAGCAGGGGAAUCCCGGCUGGGGGUGGAAGGACGCGUUGCGAUACUUCAAGAAGUCCGAGGACAACCGGAACCCCUACCUGGCCCGGACGCCGUAUCACUCGACGGGAGGUUACCUGACCGUGCAGGAGGCCCCCUGGCACACCCCCUUGGCCGCGGCCUUCGUGCAGGCGGGUCAGGAGAUGGGGUACGAGAACCGGGACAUCAACGGGGAGCACCAUACGGGGUUCAUGAUCGCCCAGGGCACCAUCAGGAGGGGCAGCAGGUGCUCGUCGGCGAAGGCCUUCCUCAGGCCGGCCAGGUUGAGGAAGAACCUGCACGUCUCGAUGUUCUCGCAGGCCACGAGGGUGCUGAUCGAGCCGGGGCCCACGAAGAGGGCCUACGGCGUGGAGUACGUCAAGGGAGGGAAGGCCUACCGCAUCCGCGCGACCAAGGAGGUGAUCCUGUCCGGAGGAUCGGUGGGAUCGCCACAGCUGCUGAUGCUCUCGGGGGUAGGACCCGCGGAACACCUGACCAGGCUCGGCAUCCCCGUGGUUCAGGAUCUGAGAGUCGGGCACAACCUCCAGGACCACGUUGGACUGGGGGGCUUGACCUUCAUGGUGAACCAGGAAGUGUCCAUGGUGGAAAACAGGCUGCACAGCGUCCCCGCCGUCCUUCAGUAUGCCGUCUUCGGUGACGGACCCCUCACCGUCCUGGGCGGCGUCGAGGGCCUGGCUUUCGUCAACACCAAGUACGCCAACGCCUCCGAGGACUUCCCCGACAUCGAGCUGCACUUCAUCUCGGGCUCCACGAAUUCCGACGGGGGUAGGCAGAUCAGGAAGGUGCACGGCUUGACGAAGAGGUUCUACGACGCGGUUUUCGGACCCAUCGGGAACAAGGACACCUGGAGCGUCAUCCCCAUGCUGCUGAGGCCCAGGAGCAAGGGCGUCAUCGAACUCAGGAGCAAGGACCCCUUCGAUCAUCCCCUGAUAUAUCCGAAUUAUUUCAAGGACCCCCAGGACAUGGCCACUCUCGUGGAAGGCGUCAAGAUUGGCAUCGCUCUCAGCAGGACCGAGGCCUUCAAGAAGUUCGGCAGCGAGCUGAGUUCCUUGAAGUUUCCGGGAUGCAGGCGCAUCGAGGCGUACACCGAUGCGUACUGGGAGUGCAUGAUCAGGUAUUACUCGGCCACUAUUUACCAUCCCGUGGGGACCUGCAAGAUGGGGCCCUACUGGGACAGGGAAGCCGUUGUCGAUCCACGACUCAAGGUUUACGGUAUUGCCGGCCUGAGGGUCAUCGAUGCCUCCAUCAUGCCCAAUCUCGUCAGCGGGAACACCAAUGCCCCGGUUAUCAUGAUCGGGGAGAAGGGCUCCGACCUUAUCAAGGAGUUCUGGUCGAAAAGGAAACAUCGGGUCUGAGGGUCCGGGGUGUCCUCGUAACGUCCAAAUCUAUGGCCGUUGGCGUGACUAAAAUUAAAAUAGCGGAUCGUAACGACAGCGAGCGAUGGUCCAAGAAAAUUACGAGAUACGAUAAUUAUUCGGCCGGGGCUAAUCGAUCGAUCGAACCGCGUUCAAUCGUUAAGCGAAAGAAAGUAGGAACAAGUGAAUCGUUCCCUCUAAAACCCAAUACGUUGAUUAAUUCGGGUAAUUACGUUUGAUUGGUCGAUUUAACGCGAUCGAUAACGGGUCGAGUACGAGUUCGACGGUUUAAUGAACGAGAGUGGAGGAUUUAAUUAACGAUCGAUCGCUACCGGCACGGACCCUCCUGAUAAGGAAACGCUAGAAACGAGAUACUAAUCUCGAUGUAUUAUAAUGUACAGAACGGGACGGACUCUUUGUAGGAAUAAUGUUAGUUUAAGCGCUAUCGCGAGAGACACUUAUUCAUACCCGAAAAGAAUACGUACGUUUUUAUAACAAUGUCGUAGGUUAUCGUAGCAGAGCGUACGGUUUUUUUUUUCAUUACCCACAUUUCUCGUUUGAAAAUAUCCCGUGACAAUUGCUGCGCACAACGACCACAAGAAAAAUCGGCAUUCCACAUUGUUACGGACUGACCCGAUUUAAUUUAUUCUCAGUCAUUAGCAUAAAUCCCGCGUGUCGUUAGUAUGCAGAUAAAACUUUCUCGAGCUUUUGCAAAGUCAUUUUCAAAUAUAAUACAUGACUCUCGACCUUGUCGAGGAAUACUCUCUAACGAGCGCUCAUGUAUACGAAAGUGAAAUAUUUCUCAGAUUUAGACGAUGAGGUGAACGAGUAAUCCCGAUGAUCGAAUGCACGCGACUGGAAACGAUGUAUGUAUUUAACGGUAUGGACGAAUUUAAUUAACCGUAAUGUACGCUCUCUCAGGGAAAUGAAAUAAAGGACUAACGUUUCCGUAAAUAGUAGACACGAA
Molecule: messenger RNA, 3370 nt
Organism: Orussus abietinus
Lineage: Eukaryota; Metazoa; Arthropoda; Insecta; Hymenoptera; Orussidae
Product: glucose dehydrogenase [FAD, quinone]
Exons: 6
Coding region: 532-2403 (623 amino acids)
Molecular function (GO): flavin adenine dinucleotide binding; oxidoreductase activity, acting on CH-OH group of donors
Source: RefSeq, a predicted model, not a curated record